Molecule: messenger RNA, 2661 nt
Organism: Ciona intestinalis (vase tunicate)
Lineage: Eukaryota; Metazoa; Chordata; Ascidiacea; Phlebobranchia; Cionidae
Product: fibroblast growth factor receptor-like 1
Source: RefSeq, a predicted model, not a curated record
UAUACGGAGCGCGGGCGGCGGUGUAGGUGCGUAGUGGCAACAUAAGAGCAUGCUGUUCAAAUUGCAGGUUAGGUUAAGGCGAGAAUGAAAACCGUUGUCGUUUCUCAAGUGUACGAACGUGUAAUGUGGCGCAAGUGAAGGACCAAAACAGACUGAGUUGAAAUCAGUGGAUUUAUCGAUUAUUAUUUCAGUGCGAAGUGGUAAAGAGACAUGUGCGAGUUGGCCGAAUUAAAGAGAAGCCGAAAAGUGGACGCGAUUACAAAUCCGUUGCCCGGGAUUAAUUUAAAUAGCUUUGGACACUUAACUGCAUGUAAAAUGGCGCCGGACAACCAAACGCGGCUGUGUAAUCAGUACGCAGUGUCUGUUGACUCAAGGAUCAAUGCAGAAAGAACAGAGUCACUAAAAAUGAAGAAAUGCAAUUGUGCCUGCUCUACAGCCAAGCCCACAAGGUACACAUUAACCAGGCGCCCCAAAUCCGUACUUCAAGCAGUAUCCCUUCUCUUAAUUUUGAGCAAUUGGUCAACCGUUUCGGCCACCACUACAGUUGGAAACCCACCCAGAGUUUUGAAGAAUGACGUCACAUCGGUGAUAGCGUUUAAGGGAGAAACCCUCACCCUACCAUGCAUGGUGAUGUCCGGAAAACCUCGCCCGAGAACCCAAUGGUACAAAGACGGGGUCGAGAUUGGAAAAGACUGGGAACGUUUUAAACAACAAAGAAAAGGUUUAAGAAUCCGGAAUGUGGCGUUGGAAGACAGGGGCGUGUAUCGAUGUGAAGCUGUUAAUGGGUACGGAAGUGAAGAGCUCGAAAUCAUGCUGCUGGUCAAAGUUAAGCUCAACACAACAACAGACCAAAUAGAAUCAGAGAAGCCUAUUUUUACUGAACCAAUCAAAAUGCGACGUUACAAUAUCGCGAAACCUAUUGGUCGUGACGUCAGAUUUAGUUGCAAAGCGAAAGGGAAACCCCCUCCACAGAUACAAUGGUUCAAGGAUGGGAACUUUACCAGCUCACCGGACGGUAACCCUAGAAGACAGCAGUGGACGCUGACACUCCGGCAACUUAAAUUGACCGACAGCGGUCGUUACACCUGUCGGGUCUGGAACAAAGCUGGCGCCAUCUCUUUUAAUUACUCGUUGCGGGUGGAAGGUUUGUUCCAGUUGAAUCCGGUGUUGGUGAAACCGCAUCCAGUUAAUACGACGGUCAGAGUCGGUGAAAAAACAUCUUUACAAUGUAGAGUUCGUAGCAAUAUUGUUCUCACAGUUAAAUGGAUGAAACAGAUUGAACCAUCUGCCCAAUAUCAGUACAGCGAACGUCUCUUAAAUAAUUCUUUGCGUAUUGACGGGAACUUGUAUGUUAUUUUGCCAACGCAGGAGACUCUGUACCUGCCCGAAGAAAGAACAUAUUUGAACAAACACGUCAUCGUGAGAGCAACGGAGCAUGACGCCGGAAGAUACCUUUGCGUCGCAGCUAAUACGAGGGGCUACCGGUUAAGGGGGGCAUAUCUGUCCGUUCUGCCAGCAAGAGCUAAGAAGCAAGACGAACCUCCUAUCCGCUCGACAGCGAAGCUCAACACAAUACCACUAGCGCUGAUUAUUGGAUUACCAGCAGCUGCAGGUGUUGUCAUCGUGUGUGUGGUCACAGCAUUCUGCAUCAAUAAACGUCAAGACCUCGUCAAAUUUGCUGGGGCUGUGACCAAGUCAAGCAAAUCAGUCGUUCAAGGUGUUUAUGACGUACCGUCUGCGUCAUCAGCAGAAUACGUCGCCCCUGUCAUCACCUCCAGGGACGACUGCACCGAACAUUUAUGUUGCCAUAAACAAAUAACAACAGCUAGGGUGGAGCGGGUACCUGACAGUGAUGAUACAAACACUCCGUGGCAAAGCGCGAUUCGCCGCGCACCUCCUCCUGGGACAACAGUUCCAGCGAAAACAGGUCGAGUGACAUUCGAUACUUCAAGUAAAGACGACGACGACGAUCACUCGUCCAGUUAUUGCUUCCAUGAAUUUAACAUACACCCUCCGCCACCCUCGCUUUGCAGCAGAUCAACUGUGACUGAAACGAGCGCGAACAGUAGGCAGCGACAUAAGCCUGGCUGUCGGCGGAAUCACAACCGUCGCUACCACGCCUACCACCGCCAGUCGCGACGUUACGACCCCCAUGAAAAGUUUUCAUCGCCUUCCUACUGUUCUUAAACCAGCGUUCCUCGGCGUUUACUUUUCAUAAAAGCUUAAAUUUUUAAAAAUAUUUUAACCGUGAUUUUAUUUUAUUUGUCGCAUAUAAAGUUUUACUACAUACAUACGCUCAAGGUGUAUGAAUACUUCAGAGUCGAGCUACUUUGCCUUGUAAACGCCGAUUUUAAUUUCAUUUUUUUUAUAUUUCCAGCAGUGUUUUAUAACUCACAAGAACGUGGAUUUUGAAUUGCCUUCUUUUGCGCCAAUUUAAAACAUUGAAUUUAUGGCUAAAAACGUAAAAAGGUCGAUUCUAGGUAUCGUACAUGUAUAGACCUCAAUUUUAUUGCUCGUCUGAAAUCUGGACACUUAUCUACGAUGUACAAGUCGUUCAACCACUUAAUUCAGACGUGCCAUGCAUUUUGUAUGAUUUCAAGUGUUUUAUAUGUUCGUGAUUCAUCCAUAAAAAAUGAAGACCGCCAAAAAGGCGGCAAAGUU